AUGAAUUGCCCCUCGCGCACCGAUGACGAUCUAGAGCAUCCGGGCUGGAACCAGAACCCUCCGACCUUCAGCCCGGACACCACUACCCGCAGUGACUUCAAUGGCAUUGCAAAUUCCCGCGUCCAUCGCAAGAGGCCUGGCAACGAUGGUGGUGCAAUAGGCGAUGACACCAUGUCCAUUGAUUCUCGCCCGCAAAGUUUGAACGAACCUGAUCUCGCCACCGAGAAGUCGCCGGGCGGCGAGAUGAUCGCGGCCUCGGGGUGCCAACCACCCUCGAUGACCGGCCGAUCACCUCGCCGUCCUUUCAACGAAUAUCUUUCAUCAUCCGCUCUGCACUGUGGCCGCAGCCUGGCCAAGUUCGGUCGCUUCAUCGGACCCGGCUUCCUGAUCGCCGUCGCCUACAUCGACCCGGGAAACUAUGCCACCGACGUUGCGGCCGGUGCGGAGUUCAAGUAUAAACUACUCUUCAUCGUUCUCAUCUCGAACCUAUUUGCCAUCCUCCUACAGUCCCUGUGCAUUAAACUGGGCACUGUGACUGGCCUGAACUUGGCCGAGAACUGUCGUGAACACCUCCCGCGCUGGCUGACUAUCAUCCUGUACAUCUUCGCGGAAGCUGCCAUUAUCGCCACGGAUAUUGCAGAGGUUGUUGGAUGCGCGAUUGCGUUGAAUCUACUUCUAAAGAUUCCACUCGUAGCGGGUUGCGCCAUUACCUUAGUUGAUGUCCUAUUUCUUCUCCUUUUCUACCGCCCCGAUGGGUCCAUGUGGGGGCUACGCCUUUUUGAAUUCUUCGUCAUGGCCCUGGUCUUGGGAGUCGUUGUCUGCUUUUGCAUUCAGCUCUCUCUGAUCAAAGACCAAUCAGUCGGAGAGGUGUUCCGCGGAUAUCUCCCAUCGUCGGCCAUCGUUCAAUCGGAAGGUCUUUAUCAGAGUUGUGGUAUCCUUGGCGCCACGGUUAUGCCCCACUCCCUCUUCCUUGGCAGUGGUGUGGUACAGUCACGCUUGAAGGAAUUCGAUGUCACAGCAGGCUAUGUGGAAUCCACCGUGCCUCUAGGGAGUAGUGAUGGGGAGGUGGAGUACCGCCCUACCCUACAGGCUAUUCGUGGCUGCUUGAAGUACUCAAUCAUUGAGCUGGCACUAUCACUAUUUACAUUCGCCCUGUUUGUGAACAGUGCCAUUCUCAUCGUCGCCGGUGCUUCUCUCUACGAUGUCCCGGGUGGCGCUGAUGCCGAUCUAUUUGGUAUCCACAAACUACUCUCCUCUUCUAUCUCGCCAGCUGCCGGCCUGGUUUUCGCCCUGGCACUCCUUCUAUCUGGUAUCUCAGCUGGUAUUGUCUGCACGAUGGCUGGCCAGAUGGUUAGUGAAGGCAUGCUGAAGUGGAGUAUUAAGCCAUGGGUGCGCAGAGUCAUCACCCGCUCUAUCAGCAUCAUCCCCAGUAUCAUCAUUGCCGCAGCUGUUGGCAGAGAUGGGCUGGACAAGACCCUCACUGCCAGCCAGGUUGUCCUGAGCGUUAUUCUGCCUUUCGUCUCUGCCCCUCUUAUUUGGUUUACUUGCUUUAACCGAUACAUGACUGUGCCCACCGAACGGACCGAGAGCGAUGGAGAGGUGUCGGUCGAGCAGGUCUCGAUGCGGAACCACAUUAUCACAUCGGUGAUUGCAGUCAUCGUCUGGAUCAUUAUUGUGGUGAUGAACGUGGCUCUCUUGGUGUUGGUGGGCAUGGGUAAAGCAUCUUGA
Molecule: messenger RNA, 1728 nt
Organism: Penicillium waksmanii
Lineage: Eukaryota; Fungi; Ascomycota; Eurotiomycetes; Eurotiales; Aspergillaceae
Product: NRAMP family metal ion transporter
Exons: 3
Coding region: 1-1728 (575 amino acids)
Biological process (GO): iron ion transport; intracellular manganese ion homeostasis
Cellular component (GO): membrane
Molecular function (GO): cadmium ion transmembrane transporter activity; manganese ion transmembrane transporter activity
Source: RefSeq, a predicted model, not a curated record